Messenger RNA from Patiria miniata (bat star), 501 nucleotides. RefSeq lists its product as uncharacterized. The coding region runs from base 1 to 501 and encodes 166 amino acids. NCBI's taxonomy places the organism in Eukaryota, Metazoa, Echinodermata, Asteroidea, Valvatida, Asterinidae. The transcript has 2 exons. The record is from RefSeq and is a predicted model, not a curated record.
AUGCUGCGUGUGAGGCUAGGCAAGGAGGCGGACAAGAUCGUGGACAUCAUCGAGGCGAACUAUGCGCAAUCGGAGGCCAACCUUGACGGCACGCCCAGCCCCGUGCCGAUCCACUGCGGCGUGCGACAAGAAGCCGCGGAGUCGAUGCAGCAGGCGGAACAUGCUGCGAGAGGCGAGGCUGUGACCACCGUGAUCACCUAUGCUGAUGACAUACUUAUGCUGGGACAAACACGCGAGGAGUUGCAGGGCAUGAUGAAUGUCAUUUACCUGACGUUCAAGAACUAUGGGCUCACCAUGGCAGGGGACAAGACGGUCAGCAUGUCCUGGAACACGCCUGAGGAGACACGCAACAGCAAGAGCUUGAUCACAGUCGGAGGGGAGGACCUGGGCAAUGUCCGGACCUUCAAGUACCUCGGGCACGUGCUAGCCGACGACCCAAACAAGCCGCAACACAUCACUCAGAAGAUCAGCUCUGCACGGGCAAAGUGGGCGGAAAUAUAG